Camellia sinensis is the source of this 1489-nucleotide messenger RNA. The record is from RefSeq and is a predicted model, not a curated record. Lineage: Eukaryota; Viridiplantae; Streptophyta; Magnoliopsida; Ericales; Theaceae.
UAUUGAUUGAAAAUUGCAUAUACCUUCGGCCUCCCAAGAUCAAAAUCUUGGGAUUAGGGUUUAGGGUUAGGAAUCAAUUUCUAAAUCUUCACCAGAGAAUGAAACUUGAUCAUCGCCGACCGGAAGAAAAAAUGAAUAGCGUUAGCCCAUGGAAACGGAAACGCCCUGAACGGGAAGGUUCAUUCGUAAUUCCGCGACAUAGUAUUGGGGAGAGGUUUGACCAUUUUGUAUAUGCUAAUAUGGACGUAGAUAUUGAUACCAAAAGAGCGGCUUUGAAAGCUUCUCCUUCAGUUGUUUGUCUUACAUCCCUUACAGGUGGGAAGAUGUUUGCAUGUUCUGGGACUAUAAUAGAAUGCGAGGAUGUUAAUGGAACAUUCAUCAGUACCAUUUUAACUUCUGCGACUCUCCUAAGAUCACCUAUUGAUGCAAAUGUUGUACUAGAUGACAUUAAGGUUGAUGUUUAUGUAAUGAAUGAUAAUCCAUUUAACGGUCAUGUGAUUGCUUAUGAUUUUCACUUCAACAUAGCUACUAUUAGUAUUGAAACAGAUGUAGCAUUACCAACUGCAAUCAUUAGACCUUUGGAUGAUUCAAUCUCAAUAGAUCCAAUUGAGAUCUCGGGUACUGGGGACAAUGAGGUGGCUUACAAAUCGUUUCAGCUUCAUCGUCAUUCAAAUUUAUUUAGACUUUGUCCGGGAGAUAUGGUUGUAGCCAUUGGCCGCUCCUGUGGUAGAACCCGUGACCUUAUGGCUGCACCUGGCAAAUUCAGUCUUGACUGCUGCAAAUUUGAUUGCAAAGAGCUUUUCAGGGCGAAUUGCAUUAUUACAAAAAGUGGUAUUGGGGGACCCCUUAUCAAUCAUUAUGGAGAAGUCAUUGGAGUCAAUUUUUAUGAUGAUGUUUGUACCCCUUUUCUACCGAUCAAUAUUGUUUCCCAAUGCUUGUUGCGAUUUAAAAAAAAUCGGAAAUCCCGUCGACCUUGGCUUGGCUUGGUAAUGACUAAUCUUUAUGCGGCAAGUGUAGGCAAGUUGGAAAAGAUUAUCUUGAAGUUCAAUAUUUCCAAAGGUGUUCUUGUUGAAGAGGUUAUAAAAGGAUCCCCAGGGUCCCCUGCUGAGCAAGCAGGAAUACUCCACGGUGAUGUUAUUGUUCAAUGUGGAAAAAAGGUGGUUCAAGGUUUUUUGGAGUUCUAUAAUAUAAUAUGGAAGAAGGUUGGGAAAACUGUGGGGGUGAUUGUGAUUAGAGAAUCAUAUGCUGCCCGUUUGUAUCUGGAAGUGUUUGUUGAUGAGACUAGAGCAGAUAAAGUAAAUAGAUGGCCAGUACCUGAAAAAUGCAAUGCUUCGGUUGGAAGAAUUCGAUAUCAGUAUCGAUAAUAUGUUCUUUGUGCAGUGGUGUUUUGUUGGGACGGUUCAAGUUUUCACGAGGCUUAAAAGAGAAAUUUUAUUUGGAGGCUUUUUAUAUUUAAACUUAUAUUGUCAUAUUUAUUAGUAUUUUUGUU